UGGCCCUACACUUCCUCGUGAAGGGCUGGUGGGGGAUUGAUAUAACUUUGCUUUUUAGAGAAUACGAGUUUGAUAAGGUGAACAACAUGGAGAUCGGAGACAAGAUAAAAGAGUUAAACAUGACGAAGGACGAAGUCGACAGGUUCUCAGCGGCCUUUAAAGACGAAAAGUUCAGAGGUUUGCUGCUCGAUUACGCCAAGGAAUUAUCCGACCCCGAAUGUAAGAAGAAGUACGAGGAGGAGAUCAAACUGCUGGAGGAGGAAAGGGGAAACGCCAUCGAGUUUAUCCAUCCACAGCCUUUCAGAGCGCUCAAAACGAGCGUCAACGGGAAACAGAAAUGCUUCGUCAACAUUUGCGCCAAUGAAAAGGUCGGUAAGUGUGAGUUUAAAUGGGGGGUAUCAGAUGAUGGCAAAAGAGGACAGCAUUGGUCUCUGCCCCACAGUCUGCACCCUGGGAGACCAGAGAGAGACCCCAAAGGAAACAAGUUCAUGAUCUAUGAUGUGAUCUUCCACCCGGACACUAUUCACAUGGCGAGCAAGAACAGAGAAUUUAUGGACAUGGUGGACAGCACCGCCAUUCAGGGAAUCCAAGACGGGUUUAAAGUACGACUGGAUCAGAACAACGUAAAAGUGCUGGCCACCAAGUAUAAGGGGACCCCCCAGCCCUCCGUGAUCCGGAAGCCCAUCCCCGGCUACCAGACUGAAGACCCCCCGGCGAGUCCAGACCCUCUGGCCUUCCCCUUCCCCUAUAAAGACCCUCCCAGCGGAGCCGCAAACCAGCCUGCAGCCGGUGCAAAAACCAGAGAGGAGUCCACACCAAGAAGCUUCGUCACCGAAUCCCCAAAGCCUGGCGCUCCGACCACACCCCACUACAAGCUGAAGUACAGAUCCUUCAUCGACCUGCAGGACUUCAGAUGUUCCCGGGACUCCGCCCAGAGCCCCAGGCCUGGAGAGAUCGUGGUCACUGUGGACAUGCCCCUUCUAAAGUCGGCCAAAGACACAAGCCUGGAGGUCCUGGGGAAGACCCUCAGGGUGGAGUGCAAGAGGCCGGCCUACAGGCUUGAGCUCCCCCUAGCGUACCCCGUGGACGAGGACAGGGGAGGGGCCAAGUUCAACACACAGAACGGGCAGCUCACCAUCACCCUGCCUGUUUCUCCUCUGGUCCAGACGGUUGACCUCAGCUUUGGGCCCCGCAUGACGGAAGCGACACAAAAUGGGGAAAUUCAGAACAGAACGAGUGAGAUGGAUGAACAGGAGGAACUGGAAAAGGAAGAAACGGAGCAGAAGAGUGAGGGUUCAGAGGGCCAACGGGAGAGGGGGGUUGGACCUGAGCGGGAGAGCGCUGACGCCAGAGAGGUUGGGGGCUGUGAUGCUGAAGAGCAGGCAGGAAGCCCACGCAGAAAGGACGUUCCUACCACGCAUGUUGCCUCCUACACUGAAGACGACCCCAGUGAGACUGCUGAUAACAGGAACGGGGUUCCACCUCAUACCCAAAAGAGCUUCAAAGUCCUAGAAGACAACACAGGCGAAAACAGCGGAACCUCAGAAAGCAGCUUCCACUCAAGGAACAGCAAAAGAACCGAAACGGACGAAGAGACAGGGACACCGGAAGACAUGAGGAUACAGACGGGGACACUCACAGGAACACAGAGAGAAAUGGUGACGCAGGGAGACACUGGGACAGAGGGAGACACUGGGAUAGAGAGAGACACAGGGACCAAGGGAGACACAGGGACCUGUGCAGAGAAGGAACAUCUGCAAGGCACUUCAAGUACUGGGUACACAGCGCCUCAGCUUGUAUCCGAUGGCAAGUCCACCAGCAGUGAAGCCACAGGAUCGUCCGAGUUACUGAACUCUGAAGACAGGAACCACCAGAUGAGCCCCAAUGUUCCUACAGCGAGCGCAGAGGAUCAGUUAAAGAAGGACGAUUCAGCGGACACUGUCCCGGUCGGUCCGGUGAGCACCACAGAGGAAGAGGAGCAUCAGGAGGAUUCAGCGGACGCUGUCCCGGUCGGUCUGGUGAGCGCCACAGAGGAAGAGGAGCAUCAGGAGGACUCAGCGGACGCUGUCCCGGUCGGUCCGGUGAGCGCCACAGAGGAAGAGGAGCAUCAGGAGGACUCAGCGGACGCUGUCCCGGUCGGUCCGGCGAGCGCCACAGAGGAAGAGGAGCAUCCGGAGGAUUCCCCACCAGGGCAGAACGGGUCAGAGCCUGUAUUCUCUAGAAAGCCUCCACAGCCUUUGUUGAGGGAAAUGGAUGAGAGCGGACAGGAGACCAUCAUCAGUGAUCACGCCACGUCCGCUGGCCUAAGCUUCCACAACUCCCUUCUGUAUGAACUGGACUAAAUGACGAGCUUUGAGGUGAUCUAAUUAGCAGAAAUGCCAUUAAAGCACAUAGCUGUCCUUGGUAAUGACAAGGGAUGAAUCCCAUGAUGGAAGAAUAUUCCAUAUCUUGUAUGUGAUAUUUAAUGUCUCACAUCCUGUAGUGACAAAAAAAGUAAUUGCUUGAUUGAUUGAUUUUUGUUUAGAACGAAUGAAUAAAUAUCUUGA
Gadus chalcogrammus (walleye pollock) is the source of this 2546-nucleotide messenger RNA. RefSeq names its product protein kintoun-like. Gene Ontology annotation, biological process: axonemal dynein complex assembly. The record is from RefSeq and is a predicted model, not a curated record. Lineage: Eukaryota; Metazoa; Chordata; Actinopteri; Gadiformes; Gadidae. The coding region runs from base 87 to 2342 and encodes 751 amino acids. The transcript has 2 exons. Gene Ontology annotation, cellular component: cytoplasm.